Messenger RNA from Capsella rubella, 1026 nucleotides. Its product is annotated as peroxisome biogenesis protein 19-2. NCBI's taxonomy places the organism in Eukaryota, Viridiplantae, Streptophyta, Magnoliopsida, Brassicales, Brassicaceae. Gene Ontology annotation, biological process: protein import into peroxisome membrane. Gene Ontology annotation, cellular component: peroxisome; peroxisomal membrane. The coding region runs from base 107 to 844 and encodes 245 amino acids. The transcript is spliced from 6 exons. The record is from RefSeq and is a predicted model, not a curated record.
GUCUUGUUAAUGAUAAUGGGCUUCGAUAUCAUAAACUUUUGGGCCUUUCCGCGAAAAAAUAAAUGGAAGAGUUGAGAGAGGAAGCGAGAGAGAGGGACUCGAGGAAAUGGCCAACGAGACUCACACCGAUGACUUAGACGAGCUUCUCGAUAGCGCCUUGGAUGAUUUCAAGGAUCUCAAUCUUACUCCAAGAACUGGAGGGGUAGUAAAACAAGAUGGUGAUAAAAAAGAGACAGAGUCAUUGCCGAGUGGUGUUCAAGGUCUUGGGAUGGGGUUACCAGAUAUGAGGAGCAAGAAGAAAGGAAAGCAGAAGAUUGCAAAAGAGGACCAUGUUGCUGAGGCUCUUGAUAAACUCAGGGAACAAACCAGAGAAACUGUGAAGGGACUCGAGUCUUUGUCGCCGAAGCAGCACCCGACAGGUUCUGAUGAUGCUAUGGUCGAAGAUUGGAUCAAGCAAUUCGAGGAUCUUGCUGGGUCUAACGACUUGGAAUCAAUAGUGGACACGAUGAUGCAACAACUAUUAUCUAAGGAUAUUCUUCACGAACCAAUGAAAGAGAUAGGCGCAAGAUACCCGAAAUGGCUAGAAGAGCAUGAAACCAGUCUAGACAAGGAAGAAUUCGAACGUUAUUCGCGUCAAUAUGAGUUAAUUAAAGAACUCAAUUUGGUGUAUGAGAACGAACCAAACAAUUCAACCAAGAUCAUGGAGAUAAUGCAGAAGAUGCAAGAGUGUGGACAACCACCAAGUGAUAUAGUGCAAGAGAUGGAUCCUGGCUUUGAUUUCGCUAGUCUAGGCCAAAUGUCUCCGGAUAUGCUCGAGUCUUCACCAAAUUGUUGUGUAAUGUGAGGGAAGAAACAAGUCGUAGAACUAUUUGGCUUUGUCCAGCCAUUGGAGACCAUGUUUUUUUUUUUUUUUUUUUUUCUCAUGCAUGUUUUUAUUUUCUUACUUAAUAGUUAAUACUACACUUAUUCUCUAUUUGGUUCUGUAACCUUGUAUGCGUAAAAGUUUUAAUCCGCUCAUCCAGUUCA